Molecule: messenger RNA, 1185 nt
Organism: Dracunculus medinensis (Guinea worm)
Lineage: Eukaryota; Metazoa; Nematoda; Chromadorea; Rhabditida; Dracunculidae
Source: the annotation of a GenBank genome assembly
AUGGCAAUAGGUUGGAGUCUGAAUCUUGGUGCUGAAGGUGAUAAUCUGAGUGUAGUUGAUAUUUAUAAAAGUGUAAUUAAUGAUGUGAUCAAUCAAGUUAGAGAGUCUUUUCUUGACGAAAAUAUUGACAUCGAUGUUUUACAGCAACUUAAGAAGGAAUGGGAAGAAAAACUUAUAAACAGUGGUAGUAUUGAUUGGGAGGGAACGAGGCAAAUACAGCCACCUCCGAUACGUCAGGCUAAGCCUCAGGUUGUAGGAACCACCCAGUCAGUUCCCUCCACUAAUACUGCAGUGCGGAUUUUACAAAGCGGACAGUCAUUAUUAGUUCAGCAGCCGAGUUCUUCUCAAGUGCCUCAAGCAACUGUUGUAAUGCAGACUACCAGCCAGUCUGUUCAAAGGCCAGUCCAACAAGUUCAGUAUAUUAAUACUAAUAAUCUUCCUAUUACUGCAGCAGAUGCCAGUACUUUCCAGCAAGUAGUGCAGCGUCAGCAGAUGGGCCAACCGACACAGACUAUAUCUGCUAUUCAGCCAAAUAUGAUCGCUUUUCACGCAGGUCCGCCUAAGUUCGUGCAACAAGCCAAUCCUCCACAAUAUUUAAUGCACACUAAUGGCGGGUUAAUGAUCGUCCACCCUAAUGGGCAGCAGCUACCAGUCACACUGGGCACAGGUGCUGUGCUACAGCACGGUCGAGUGCAUCCAAGUCAGAUUAACUUGAAAAUGGAAUCAGGUUUAUCGCAACUUGACGGGUCUUCUCACUUUUCUGAUAUAGCUGGACCAUCGAAAUCAUCCAAACAAAAUGUGUUUUUAAAAACGAGGAGUGGUGUCGUGAAGUUGCAACAGACUGAUGGAGCCGGUCGAAUAAGUGAUUCCUCUUCGGAUGAAGAUGACAUCGAUGAAGAUGAAGAUGAUGAUCCUUUAAGACGGAUCGCUGAUCGAAUCGGUGAUGAUAGAAGCGUCAGUGAUGAAGAACAAAUUGUGGAAGAAGAUCCAUUAAAUUCCGGGGACGACCAAAGUGAUGAUGAUGAUGUAGACAAAUUAUUUGAAGCUGAGAAUUUAGUUAUGUGCCAGUUUGAAAAGGUGCAUCGAGCUCGUAAUAAAUGGAAAUUCACUUUGAAAGAUGGUAUAAUGCACAUUCAUGGAAAGGAUCACUGUUUUCAGAGAUGUUGUGGUGAAGCCGAAUGGUGA